AUAAGGUCUUGUAGUAUAUGCAGUCCCUUAGUAAUGCAAGUGUUUUUUUUUUUUUUUAAAUACCUUUUUAUUUGGGGGUAAUUCUAGACUUACAGAAAAGUUGCAAAGAUUUGUCAAAACCAAGAAACUGACAUUGGCAUGCUACUACUAACUAAACUCCAAACUUUAUUUGGAUUUCACCAGUUUGUACAUUAAUGUCCUCUUUGUGUUCUGGAAUCCGAUCCAUAUCCUAAACAUGGCAUUAAUUGUCAUAUCUCCCUAGUCUCUUCUGAUCUGUGACAAUUUCUCAGUCUUUCCUUGUUUGUCAUGGCCUUGAUGGUCUUGAAGACUGGCCAGGUGUUAUAGAAUGUUCACCAAACUGAUUUUGUCUGCUGUGUUUCUCAUAAUCUAGACUGGGGUUCAGGCCUUGGGUUUUGGGGAGACUACAAAGAGGAGAAGCGCUAUAUUGUCACAUCACAUCAUGGCAUGUGUGACAUCAGUACGUCUUAUCACUGGUUAUAUUAGUCCUGAUCAUUUUUUUAAAAUGUUUUAUUUAUUUAUUCAUGAAAGUCAGAGAGAGAGAGAGAGGCAGAGGUAGAGGGAGAAGCAGGCUCCCCGCCUAGCAGGGAGCCCGAUGCAGGACUCGAUCCCAGGACCCUGGGAUCAUGACCUGAGCUGAAGGCAGACGCUUAACCGUCUGAGCCACCCAGGCGCCCCUAGUCCUGAUCAUUUGAUUAAUGUUGGGUUUGCUAAGUUUCUGCAUGGUUUUCCCCUUUCUGGACUCUUUGGAAUUGAGUUGCUAAGUCUAGCCCACUCACCAGGAGGACAGGGCAAUAAGCUCCACUUCCUGAAGACAGUAUCUAUGUGUAUUAUUUGGAAUGCUUCUGUGAGGCAUAUCUGUCUCUUCUCUUCAUUUUCUUCUUUAUUAAAUCAUUUAUUUACAUCAGUAUGGACUCACAGAUACAAUUUUAUGCUUUGGGUUAUCAUCUAAUACUAUGUCAUUCCUUUUGUUGCUUAAAUUGUUCCAGAUUUGGCCACUGGGAGCUUCCUUCUAGAAUUUUCAUGGACUGUCUCAUCUUGUUUGUGCCAAUAAACCACUUUUCUAGAGUAGAAGGUUGAGUGUAACUCUUGAAGGAUUUUAAGGCAACGGAGUGCCUCCUCUGGUUGACCUCGCACUCUGGUCUGUAGAGUUCAAGCUCCCAGGGGACACGGGCGACACACUGUACAACUCCACAGCUACUCACUGAUGUUUCUGGAUGGGCUAUUAAGUCCAAGCUCCUCUUGGGACCAGGUUCACCGAUGGAGGGGGGCGAGUCAGGGCCAAGGCUGGACCCACUGGGAGUCCAGAAGGUGCCCAGGAAUUUGCAGGGGUGAGAAGGGGUGAGAAGGAAGCAGGUGACAUGAUCCUAUAUUGGAGCGUUAUUGGAGUCCUGAGACUUCCCUGGUAGGGCAUGCUUCAGGGCCCAAGGAUGGUGUCCACCCAUCCUUGGGGGCUCAAUCCAGAGACUGCAGCAGUUAAGGUGUUCAAGAGGCUCUAGUUGGGCCCAGCACCCCAUACUUAUCUCCAGGACUUAAACUUAGGCCCAGGAAAGGCUGGAUGAUCUUUUGUCAACCUGUAGUGGUAUAGACUUGUCCUUGACCCCUCCUGUGAUUGGGAGAGUACUGCACUUGGAGCCAGGAUAGGUUGCGGGGAAGGAGUAGCAGGAAACAGCGGUCACAGUUGGGGCUGGGACAACAGAGCAGUUGGCUCAGGGUGAAGUCACUUAGAAAUGUGAGCUCCAGUUGGUCUUUGGCGAAGGAAAACCGCAUCCUCUCCAGAAGGCUUUCAGCCCAAGGGCUGAAGGAGCCGCAUGUGCCAGGUCCCUGCCCACAAGCCUUUGGAGCUCCUAAAAGGGGUGUGGGCGAGACUCAGGGAGCUGGUAGUUUAAAAAGCAGCAGAAACGUUGCACUGAGCAGAACAUUCUGGCGGUUGGCACUAUGAAGGGCACACUGCUUGUGCUGGCCUUGCUGGUGACCCAAGAGCUGGGCAUCGAGAUGGUGAAAUCUUGCCCUAUUUUUUAUGUGAUCUUUGGUGCCGUGGCCAUUGGAGAGAAGUUAACGCUGGACGCCAGCCUUGAUCUGGUCAAUGCCACUGAACCAGAAAAAGCAGCCAUGGAAAAAAUCCAGGAUUGCUACAAUGAGAAGGGACUCAAAGCCAAGGCCUUGGAUCUGACUGUCAUGGCUACCAUCACCACCAGCAAGCAGUGCAUCUCUGAAGCUGUGGUCCCAUUGAAGAAUGUCGUGACCUCGUUGGGGAGAUGAAUCUUUGCCCCAGAUGCCUGAUCUGAGCUCUGUCCUCCUGCUCUGUUCUUCACACCUGAAGCUGGAAUCCCCAUACCUGUCCUCACCUCCUUCAGUCUCUAUCAGGCUGGCUGUAAUAAAAUAACUGCAGCUUAGCUCUGCAUGCCCCAUGUCUGUGUGCUUGGCAGAGAGUGUGCGAGGCCUGGCAGGAGGUCCCAGGACACGGCGAAGGGGAGGGGGGGACACACAUGUGGUCACUGAGAGCGUGGGGACUGGAGUCAGGCCGAAUCAGGAGCAGGUGCAAGCGGUUUUCUCUUUCUCAGGCUAUUCUCUCAUCUGUAAAAUGGGGAUUCUGUGUGUGGAUUAAAUAGCAUAUAUGUAAGCCCAGGAUUCCCCACUCUGGAUGGAUAAAAAUGUCCACGUAGCCUAUUGCUGACUCCGCAUUUGCCACCGUUGCAGAGCCUUUAGCCCCUUACAUGUCACACUGGUCAUUGGAGGGUGGACUCAAGCGAUAACCUGAGUGGGCUUAUCACAAGUCCUCUCCGUCUCCCAGUGGCAUCCGCCCUUUUAUGCUUCUUAGGUGGGUGUCUUCUGAGGAGGCCGGCCUUUCUGCCGAGACACCCAGUUCCACUGCUGUUCUUGGGUUCUGCCAGUGGACCCAGGACCGCCAUGCAAUCUUGGCUCAGGAGGAAGGGAGAAAGGGAGUGGAAACCAACCCAGAGGGAAUGCUGCUGUCGCCGGGAGCUCAGGCUCUUAAAUCUUACUUGCAGGAUGUGUCACCUCUGGCAAGUGUCAUGAGCCCUCUGAGCCUACUUCCAAAAGCAUCAGAUCGGCAAUUGUAUUUAUCAGUAGGCUACUUGUGAAGCUGCAAGGCUAGGAGUAGGUUUUACCUUUAUUUCCUAGAGACUAGAGCAGUGUUGGGCUCCAGUGAGUAUGGCUCACAGAAAAAGUGGCACAGCAGGUGGCCUCUCGCUACCUUCCUGGGCCAGGCAAGCACAGUAAGGUCAUAUUGAGGGUGUUGCACUUGGGACAUGCCAAGAGGCCAGGGGCUUGAGUUCUGGCUCUUUUCUGGCCUAAUGGUUGAACUUAAGCAUUUUAAUUUACUGUUGGCUCAUUUUACAAAUGGAUUUUAUACCUGCCAAGUCUGCUAGACUUAAUAUUAAGUGUUCAGGUCAUACUAAAGAUCUAAAAUUUUAUUGAUAAAUACAAAAUAAAAUUUGAAUUGAUAGAGGGCUAAAUCAUAUUUUAUACAGGAUAAAUUGACCCUGUAGAAAUGGAACUGGAGGGGAUUAUGCCAAGUGAAAUAAGUCAAGCAGAGACAGACACUUAUCAUAUGGUUUCACUCAUAUGUGGAACAUAAGGAAUAGUGUGGAGGACCACAGGGGAAGGGAAUGAAAAACUGGGAAGAAAUCAGAGAGGAAGACAAACCAUGAGAGACUCUGGACUCUGGGAACCAAACUGAGGGUUGCAGAAAGGGAGGAGGGUAGGGGGAUGGGGUAACUGGGUGAUGGGCUUUAAGGGGGCACAUGAUGUGAUGAGCACUGGGUGCUAUACGCAACGAAUGAAUCGUUGAACACUACAUCAAAAACUAAUGAGGUGCUGUAUGUUGGCUAAUUGAACAUAAUAAUAAUAAAAAGAAAUGUCAACUAGUCCUAAAUCCAUCUAAAUUAAUUAUGUUCUAAUGAAGAUUGAUUUAAAGUUUAUCCAAAAGAACACAUUCUUGAAAUCAAGCAAGAAAAUUUAGAAAAUAAGAACUAUGAGCAGGAUCUUUCUCACUAAGGUCUUAUAAUAUAGGUAUAUAUUUAUGACUAAUAAAUAGUCUAGUUUUAGUAGAUAAAUAGAUGGCCACUGUGAUACAAAACACACAGAUAGACUCAAAGAGGGGCUCCAGGGUGGCUCAGUUAGUUAAGUAUCUGCAUUUGGCUCAGGUCAUGAUCCUGGAGUUCCAGGAUUGAGCUCUGUGUUGGGCUCCCCACUCAGCAGAGAGUCUACUUCUCCCUCUGACCCUGCUCCUCUCAUGCUUUCUCUCUCUCAAAUAAGUAAAAUCUUUUAAAAAAAUAGACUCAAAGAUAGUUUAAGAUAUAAUAGUGACAGCUUAUUGAAUCAUGGAGAAAGAAUGGAUUUUUUUUAAGUGGCAUUGAACAAAAUGACCAAAUAUUUAAGAAAUGAAGAUGGGCCUGCCAAGCCUUUCUCUGUGGAUUAAUGUGGACUAAUGAUUCAAUCGCCAUAAUUUCAAUAGUUAAUUAUCCAUUUGUCACGACUGAUCUCUCUCUUUCUCUCCCUCCCACCCCUUUCUUUUGACUUUCAUGAUAUCAUAGUCUGUUGGUUUUUCUCUGCCUUCCUGGGGGAUCUUUCUCAGCUUUUCUGGUUACUUCUGUCUUAUACUAGGAAUAACUUUCUUUAUAUCUCUAUUCUACAUACACUUUCUUAGUGUAUGAACUUGGGACAUGCUAAGUUUCUUUCUUAGUGAUAUCUACAACUUCCAAAUUUAAAUCUCCAAACCCAGUACUAAUUUUCAAGGCACAGAAUUGGCUCUCACUAAAUAUUUGUUGAAUUAAUGAAUAUUGAAAAAACUCUAAAUUCCUCCUAAGGGACAAAUAUACACAGAAUUUAAAUAAAUGAAAAGACUAUUGAAUGGGAAUUUUUUUUUUUAAGAUUUUAUUUAUUUGAGAGAGGGAGAAUGAGAGACAGAGAGCAUGAGAGGGAGGAGGGUCAGAGGGAGAAGCAGACUCCCUGCUGAGCAGGGAGCCCGAUGCGGGACUCGAUCCCGGGACUCCAGGAUCAUGACCUGAGCCGAAGGCAGUCGCUUAACCA
Messenger RNA from Mirounga angustirostris (Northern elephant seal), 5073 nucleotides. Its product is annotated as major allergen I polypeptide chain 2-like. The transcript is spliced from 3 exons. The record is from RefSeq and is a predicted model, not a curated record. The coding region runs from base 1957 to 2280 and encodes 107 amino acids. NCBI's taxonomy places the organism in Eukaryota, Metazoa, Chordata, Mammalia, Carnivora, Phocidae.